Messenger RNA from Ipomoea triloba (trilobed morning glory), 2463 nucleotides. RefSeq lists its product as uncharacterized. The coding region runs from base 1 to 2463 and encodes 820 amino acids. Lineage: Eukaryota; Viridiplantae; Streptophyta; Magnoliopsida; Solanales; Convolvulaceae. The transcript is spliced from 5 exons. The record is from RefSeq and is a predicted model, not a curated record.
AUGGGAGGAAAGAUCGAUAGAACAGUCAAUGUUGGCACAAGCCCGCCUGUCUUUAGAUUGCAUGGUCAAAAUUUCCAUUUAAUGGGGAGUUUGCUGCCACAACAAGGCCAAAGGCCGAAAUUUGCCCAGUUGUAUAUUUACGACACUCAGAAUGAAGAUUCCAAUCGAUUGAAUGCAGUCGGGGACAAUGAUACUACCAACAGAUUGCAUCUUGAUAUUGUUCAAAAUAUUAAAGAUGCUUUGGAUGAAAACAAUGCAUUCGUGAAGUCAUUUCGCAAUGCAAGUCAGCAUAUUGAGAACGAUCCUACAGCAGAGAUCAAAAUCAAAUUGAUAGGCAAGAGAUCAAAAGAUGCUAGGACAUAUAACUUGCCUCAAGUUCAAGAAGUUGCCGCUUUGAUUGUUGGUGAUAUAGAUCCAGAUAUGGGACAGCGCGAUAUUUUGGUGGAAACUAAUUCAGGCCAUCUGCAAAGAAUUAGUGAAUUGAAUCCGGCUUAUUUACCGUUACAGUAUCCACUGCUAUAUCCAUAUGGUGAGGAUGGAUACAGAGAAGAUAUCCCGUUUGCGGACAUUCUUGAUCGGGCAUCCACAGCAAGAAAUCGUGUAUCUCCACGUGAGUAUUUCUCUUUCCGUUUGCAAGAUAGGUUUGAGCACACAUCAACAUUAUUGUAUGCAAGAAGGUUGUUGCAACAAUAUAUUGUUGAUGCUUAUACCAUGAUAGAGUCUGGCCGUUUGCUCUACAUUAGGACACACCAAAAAUAUUUGAGGUGUGAAUCUUAUAAGCGCUUAACUGAUGCAUUGACUAAUGGAGAAGUAGAUCCUACUGCUCAAGGAAAGAGGAUCAUCUUGCCAUCUACCUUUACUGGAGGAGCCAGAUAUAUGAUUCAAAACUACCAAGAUGCAAUGGCUAUUUGCAAAGCUAUGGGUUAUCCUAGCCUCUUUAUUACUUUUACAUGUAAUCCGAAGUGGCCCGAGCUAGAGAGGUUUUUAAAAGCACGCAAUUUAAAGGCGGAAGAUAGGCCAGAUAUCAUAUGCCGAGUUUUCAAAAUGAAGCUAAACGCUCUUAUUUCAGAGAUUCGGAAGAAUAACAUUUUUGGAGUUGUUACAGCAGUCAUUUAUACUAUUGAAUUUCAGAAGAGGGGGUUGCCGCAUGCGCAUAUUUUGGUAUUCUUGACAAAGAAUGACUCUCCUAAAACCCCAAAAGACAUAGACAUGUGGAUAUCUGCUGAGAUUCCAAAUGAGAUUUGUGAUCCUGAGUACUACAAAGCCGUUCAAGAAUUCAUGAUGCAUGGUCCUUGUGGUUCAUGUAGGAAGAAUUCACCUUGCAUGGUAAAUGGUCGUUGUUCUAAGUUCUUUCCAAAGAAAUAUGUUACAACUUCAGUCUUGGAUCGUGAUGGAUAUCCAAUUUAUCGGAGGCGUGACAAUGGCCGCACAAUAAACAAGAAUGGGAUCAACUUGGACAACAGAUAUGUUGUGCCUCAUAAUAGGUACUUAUUGAUGAAAUACAAGGCGCACAUUAAUGUUGAAUGGUGCAAUCAGUCAAGAUCAAUUAAGUACUUAUUCAAGUACGUCAACAAGGGAAAUGAUCGAGUAACUGCUGAGUUCUACAAUAGUACCGUUGACGAAUCAACUGGGAAAGAAAUUGAUGAAAUCAAGAUGUACUAUGAUUGUAGAUAUAUAUCACCGUGUGAGGCUGCCUGGAGGAUCUUUUCCUUUGAAAUACAGUUCCGAAAUCCUUCAAUUGAACGCUUAAGUUUCCACUUACCAGAUGAGCAAUCUAUUAUAUUCGAUGAUGGUGAUAAUGUUGAUAGUGUCAUUAAUCGUCCGAUAGUGUCUCAAAGUAUGUUCACUGCAUGGUUUGCCGCUAACUUGAAAUUUGAGGAAGCUAGGCAGUUAACGUAUGCUGAAAUGCCUAGGAAAUUUGUUUGGAAGAAAGACAAAAGAGAAUGGCAACCUAGACAAAGAAAUUUUGCAAUUGGAAGGAUUUUCUAUGUGCCACCAAAAUGCGGUGAAUUAUUUUAUUUGAGAUGUUUACUAAAUUUGGUCCGAGGUCCUACAAGUUUUGAAGAAAUCAAAUGUGUUGAUGGAAAGCAGUAUAUGUCAUUUAGAGAUGCAUGUUACGCUAGAGGAUUAAUUGAGGAUGACAAAGAAUAUGUGGACGCUAUUCUAGAGGCAUCACUAUGGGCAACUGCUUAUUCUCUAAGGAAACUUUUUGUCACAUUGUUGACGUCAAGUUCAACGUCAAAGCCAGAAAUUGUGUGGGAAGCUGUUUGGAUUCAUCUAGCAGAAGAUGCGGAAUACCAAGCUAGAAGAACUUUAGGAGUCCCAAAUGUAGUUCUUACAGAUACACAAAAGAAGAACUAUGCAUUGACAGAGAUUGAAAAAUUAUUGACUUCUUGCAACAAGUCAUUACAAGAUUAUCCACCAAUGCAUAUACCUGAUGAACCAAUUACUGAUAUACAAUAA